AUGGAUAAUACUGCAGUGAAAACCGUCGGUCGGCAGUUACAUCAUCUUGGCUUUCCUCUUGACAUCGUCCUUAUGACACCAAACAUCAGCCAAGCUGAACGCAUGCUUGACGACUUUGAUAAAGCUUGUGGAAAGAUUGGCCUUCGACUAAAUCUUACAAAAAAGAUUUUCACGAAGAACGGAUUGGUUUCUUGUGCCCCAUUGACGCUCAACGGAACCUGUAUUUCUGAAUGCUCCAGUUAUAUUUAA
Molecule: messenger RNA, 249 nt
Organism: Angiostrongylus costaricensis
Lineage: Eukaryota; Metazoa; Nematoda; Chromadorea; Rhabditida; Metastrongylidae
Source: the annotation of a GenBank genome assembly